Molecule: messenger RNA, 555 nt
Organism: Rotaria socialis
Lineage: Eukaryota; Metazoa; Rotifera; Eurotatoria; Philodinida; Philodinidae
Source: the annotation of a GenBank genome assembly
AUGUCUAAUAAUCAUCAAUUUAGAAAUUUUGUGGAUGCAUGGAAAGUGCGUCCGAUUCAUGGUUUUGAGAAAUAUCUAUUUUCUAAUAAUGAAAUAUCUUUAAAUAAUGCAAUUUCACCUAUUAGAUCGAAUCGAAAACAUUAUGUUGAUCCAGCUCGAUUUAUUUAUCCACGCGAUGCAAUGGGUAAUUUGCUUACUCCACUAGGCAAACGAACUUCGCACACGUCGAUACCUCUUUAUUUACCUAAAUAUGAUUUUAUUAAAAUUCGUUCACCAAUAUGGACUAUCAAAAAUGUACAUCAUUCGAAAGAAAAUAUUCAUCGUGUCGGUCCAAUGACUUAUAAUAGUGUUAAUGAUAAAUCACAAUUGCCGUGCAAAUUUGGUUGGACACAAAUAGGCCGAAAAACAUAUAACAGCCAUUCACGACUCAUACUUCCAUUUUAUGAUACAAGAAAAUAUAAACAAGUUGGUAAUCCAUAUUCAAAACAUACUGUUAUCCUCGGGCGAGGAACAGAUAUUAAAAGAAAAAGGUCAGCCAUUAUAAAACAGCUAUAA